Molecule: messenger RNA, 565 nt
Organism: Diuraphis noxia (Russian wheat aphid)
Lineage: Eukaryota; Metazoa; Arthropoda; Insecta; Hemiptera; Aphididae
Gene: IscU
Product: Iron-sulfur cluster assembly enzyme
Biological process (GO): iron-sulfur cluster assembly
Molecular function (GO): iron-sulfur cluster binding; iron ion binding
Source: RefSeq, a predicted model, not a curated record
AUGGCGUCCAGRAUGGUGAUAGAUCAUUAUGAAAAUCCCCGUAAUGUUGGAUCGUUGAAUAAAAAUGACAAGAAUGUUGGAACUGGAUUGGUCGGCGCACCAGCAUGUGGUGAUGUCAUGAAGUUACAGAUUAAAGUAGAUGAUAAUGGUAGAAUUGUUGAUGCCAAGUUUAAAACUUUUGGUUGUGGAUCUGCUAUUGCUUCUAGUUCACUAGCUACAGAAUGGGUUAUGGGAAAAACUGUUGAUGAAGCACUUUCCUUAAAGAACACGGUAAUCGCUAAAGAACUCUCUUUGCCUCCAGUGAAGCUUCACUGUUCAAUGUUGGCUGAAGAUGCUAUUAAGGCAGCAUUAUCUGAUUAUCGCAUCAAACAACAAGAGAAGAAAAAAUCAGAAGACCAAGAGUAAUGAAAGUGUUAGCUAGUAAUAAUUUUAUUAAAUUUUAUUUGUUGUCCUUGAAAUUAUCAUAUUUUUAAAUUGCAUAAAAAAUUAUAAAUUACUAUAUUAAAUGUAUAGGUUAACAUCAUACAAUCUCAUGUUUUAACAAUUUUAGUUUAAAAUAAAUCAU